This is a messenger RNA of Lymnaea stagnalis (great pond snail), 16658 nucleotides long. The record is from the annotation of a GenBank genome assembly. Lineage: Eukaryota; Metazoa; Mollusca; Gastropoda; Lymnaeidae.
CUUAUAAUUUGGUAUUUUAAAAAGGUUUGAUCUCCAUAUUUUUCUAGGAUACAUUUUCAAGGGUUUUGAAAAGGGCUUUAACCUGUCAAGGGCUAGUUUUGUAGAAAAUGCCGCAGCAGUUCUUUCAUUAUAAUAAGUUUGUAAACAGGUUGGUGUCGAAAUGUAAUAAGAAAGAUUUGUAAAAGAUUUAAAGUGAGAUAACUGUUGAACAUUUUUUGCAAUGGAAAACGUCACAUCGCAUUACGUAUUGUUACUAUUUUAAGACAAUGUUUUCGUAAAACACAACUUCUAAACAUGAAUUACCGCAUAUAAAAAAAAAACAGCAGUAAAAAUUUGUUUAAUAAAGUUGUCAACACGUUUUCAUCUAGGUUAAGACCCACUAAACUGGCUCAUAUUAACGUAGAAGUACUGAACAGCUUUUGAGAAGUUGUCCAAACGGAGCACCCGGAUGUUUCAUUAAUGUCUUGAUGAGACUGGCCAGAUUGUAUACCCGGAUGUUCUAUUAAUAGAUUUUCUCCAUUUAUUAACAAACCCUAUUGCCAGAAGUUGGGUUUUUAAAACCCCAAGAUUACGGGAAUUCGAGGAUCACUAGUAAGAGAGGAUUUAAAUUAAUUCCGUCUGGUGAUAUUGUGCCGAAAGGCUGAAUUUAAUUUGUUCUCCUAGCUCUCACUGCUGUGUUAGUGCAGGAAAUCAGUGCCAUGAUGAAAAUAUCGAAUGCCACUUUGUAUUUAUCUCCGAUGAAAUGGGAUGAAACCGGGGAAGGUUUACUCUAUUCAGUACCACGCCUAAUCUGUCUCAAAAGCCAUCUGCGUUCCCACAGACAGCAUCAGAACCAGAACGGACCCAAUGAUGAAAAUGGACUUGUUGGAUUUCAACGUCAUAACUAAUAAUGAAAAUCUCGUUCCUUCCUUAAUUUCAUUUAAAUUUUAAAUUCCUUUCUAACCAUCAAUAAACUAUCUCAUAUCCUUCUUCCCAGCAUCUAAAAACAUAGCUUGCCCAUUGUAAUAUCAUUAACCGUUUUGGCUGUCUAUAAUGAACGCAUCUCAAAUAAAUUCCCAUUGUGUUUAAAGUCCAUUAAAAAAAAUUGCACAUAAUGUUAAAGCAAAAAAGCUCCCAGCUGGUUUAUUUAGCAUUACGUAACAGGCUUUUAAUCACGUGAAAAUCUCACAGCUCGCCGAUUAUCUCCAACUAUUGUCACUACUUACCCAUCAUUGUCACUAUGAAAUCACAGCUAAAAAAAAACUAUUAAUCAGAACGCAUCUUUAAAAAUCCGUUCAAUUGACGUUUGACAGCUUUUGAACAGCGAUGACGUCACGUUUUCUGCUGCUGCUGCUGAUCGCCUGCCGGACAUGGGCUGUGAAACCAGGGGUCAAGAUGCGACUCACGCAGUCCGGUAUAAACUAUGGUAUGUAUUCAGCCGAGUAGUUUUAAUUUUCUUAUCGAUUUUCGAUCAGUACCGUAGGUAAAAUAUACUUCAACCGUCUAGAUUCUAGAUAAUAACAGGGACCCUGACUGCCGGCAUUGCAGACUGGUCCCAGAAACACUAGCGCAUCUGUCGACCGAAUGCCCGUUACUAGAUGUUUCGAGAGAAACCAGGGCGGCGAGAGUGCCCUACGUGAGGAAAAUGUUAUGUGGCUCAGGUCAGCAGAUGGAGCUGGUAGCCAAUGUACUAACCGGAGUCAUAAGAGAGCAAUUUUAGACCUUCAACAGAAUAUGUGCGUUAGCUAGUAGGUAAAAAACUGUUUCAACAGGUUUUAUAAUAACAGGGACCCUAACUGCCACAUUGCCGCCUAGUCUCAGAAAAACUAGCGCAUCUGUUGACCGAAUGUUCCUCCCUUGAUGUAUCGAGAGAGGCCAGGGCGCCGGGAGCACCCUACGUGAGGAAAAUGUUAUUCGCGUCAGCUCAGCCGAUGGAGUUGAUUACCAAUGUACUAGCCGGUGUCAUUAGAGAGUAAAACAACGCAUGGGCUCAACGAUACAGCAAUCUUAAUUUGGUCUCAAACAAACAAAGCCCAGAUUUCGAAAAUAUUGUUUAAAAUUUUCUAUCUUGUGAACACAAACUGUCCAUGUUUUAAUUCUACUUCAAACCUAAAGCCAUUUAUUCAUCCCUGUGCAGCCAAUGGAGUUGCCCGGUUGGCCGUCCUUGACCUAAUCCAAAAUAUGAAAAUAGAAAACUACGAAGGAAAAAGCGGUAAAACAACAUACUGGCUGUCGAAGUAAGUUCAACAAUUAAAUAAUUGACAUAACAUUCGCAUUGGUCGUAAGAGAGGUGAUUUUAAUAUUUUUUUCCUAAGAGUGACUUGACUUGAAGGACAAACAAUCUAAAUAUGCAUCUUAUAUUUUGAGAUUCUCAUCAACAUGAUCUAUCUUCUUUUUUUCUCUUUUUUUAAACAGCAUUCAUAGUGAAAGUGUCACACCGCCCAACAGUGAGAUGACCCUCUCUCCUGGACUUAACGGCCUAACCUGGACGGUGACCAAUUUUGGGAUUAAACUGUACACGGACUGGAGGGUCAAGCAUAAAGUGUGGUUGUGAGUUGGCUCUGUAGCCUCGUUACCAAAGCUUUGUCGCCUUAUAUAUUCCCCGUGGUACUAUGGACGUCUUCUCUCCAUGUGUUCCGUGCGUCUUCCCUUCUAUAAAACCUCAUGUUUCAACGACACGUACAGCAUAAUAAUAACUCUUACUUUUCUCGCCAAGCAUGGUGGCACUGCCUCUGAGAAAUUGAUUCUCUCAUGAUUUCAUGAUUGUGGAUGCGAAUGCAUAAUUUUCGCCCCCCCCCCUUUUUUAGCUGCUAUCUUUCUGUUGAUGUAAGCGUAGACGUCGAUGCUGACCAUCUUCUUGUUGAUGUAAGCGUAGACUUCGGUGCUGACCAUCAUCUUGUUGAUGUAAGCGUAGACUUCGAUGCUGACCAUCUUCUUGUUGAUGUAAGCGUAGACGUCGAUGCUGACCAUCUUCUUUAUUGAUGUAAGCGUAGACUUCGAUGCUGACCAUCAUUCUGUUGAUGUAAGCAUAGACUUCGAUGCUUACCAUCUCCUUUAUUGAUGUAAGCAUAGUCUUCGAUGCUUACCAUCUUCUUUAUUAAUGUAUGCGUAGACUUCGAUGCUGACCAUCAUUCUGUUGAUGUAAGCAAAUACAUCGAUGCUGACAAUCUUCUUUAUUGAUGUAAGCAUGGACUUCGAUGCUGACCAUCUUCUUGUUGAUGUAAGCAUGGACUUCGAUGCUGACCAUCAUUCUGUUGAUGUAAGCAAAUACAUCGAUGCUGACCAUCUUUUUUUUUUUUUUUUUUUUUUUUUAAAAAACAUCCUUUUUUUCUUAAAAAAACAGAUUCAAGACGGGAAAUCCUCAAAUUUCUAAGAAUUUAAAAAAAAUAAAUAAUUACAUUUUCUAACAGUGUACCCAUAAGCGCAUCCGGGGGCCUCUCCGCGGAUUUCAGUGGCGUGAGACUUUCCCUAACCAUUGGCGUUGGUAAGUUUUCGUUUGGCUUAGUUGUGUUAACGUUAUUUCUAACGCACCUGCCAGCGUUUCUCUGUUCAAACGUCUUAACUUACUGUCUGUGCGUGACCGGUUUCAUUAACUUCCCCCCACAGACCUUGAUGGUGGGUCCCGUCCAGUGCUGAGGUCAAGAGGGUGCAGUGCUGACAUAGGAGGCUUAAAUCUGAGAUUUCGCGGUGGUCUGGUCUCGUGGAUUUUAAAUUUGUUUAAAGGGCUCUUUGAAAAUAAAGUUAAAAACAUGAUCCGCGACAGGGUAUGUAAAUUUUACAAUCCAGAAGGUAUGUAAUGCUCUUGUUAGACGGCACAUUUAUUUUCAAGUGAACAAUCUGUUAAUAGGUGUGCAUUGUCAUUAUCCGGUUACAAUCAUUGUGAAGUUAAAAGGUUUUGUUUUUUGUUAAUUCGUCUCAAAUUUACUUUGAAUUCCUUUACCUUAAUUAAUUUUGACCUCUUUAACUGUACCUUUGCCUGCUAUUGCAUAAGUUCUCAUUCAUUCCUUCACUGUAACCGUGCCUACUGUUGCACAUAUUCUCAUCCAUUCCUUCACCCCCUCGAGCAUGGACUUACAUUCCAUAGAAAGCUUGUCAUGUUUUCAGAUCUGCUCUCUUGUGGACAAAAGCAUUAACGGUGUUGUCGCAGACAAGGUCAAACAAAUGAGAGGUGAGAAGACAGCUGAAGUUACACAAUAAGUAGUGGGUAAGGGGUUUAUACUGUAGGUAAAGGGCAUCUACUGUAUUUAAGGAGUAUCUACUCUAGGUAAGGGGUAUCUACUGUAGGUUAAGAGUAUCUACUGUAGAUAUAGGGUAUCUAACGUAGGUUAGGGGUAUCUACUGUAGGCAAAGGGUAUCAAAUGUAGGUAUAGGGUAUCUACUGAUGGUUAGGGGUAUCUACUGUAAGUAAGAGGUAAAGGGCAUCUACUGUAGGUAAGGGAUAUCUACUAUCUACUAUAGGUAAAGGGUAUCUACUGUAGGUAAGGGAUAUCUACUAUCUACUGUAGGUAAAGGGUAUCUACUGUAGGUAAAGGGUAUCUACUAUCUACUGUAGGUAAAGGGUAUCUACUGUAGGUAAAGGGUAUCUACUAUCUACUAUAGGAAAAGGGUAUCUACUGUAGGUAAAGGGUAUCUACUAUCUACUGUAGGUAAAGGGUAUGUACUGUAGGUAAAGGGUAUCUACUAUCUACUGUAGGAAAAGGGUAUCUACUGUAGGUAAAGUGUAUCUACUAUCUACUGUAGGUAAAGGGUAUCUACUAUAGGUUAUCUACUAUCUACUGUAAGUAAAGGGUAUCUACUAUAGGUAAAGGUAUCUACUAUCUACUGUAGGUAAAGGGUAAAUACACCAUGCUCAUCGAUCACCAUUGGGUUUUUUUUUGGUUGUAAUAUUUGAAAUAACACGCAGCCUAAUCGGGUCGUGUCCUCUAACUUCUCCAUUACAUUUCAACCGCGACCGGAUGGAAUCGACAAAGAAUUUAUAACUAAAAAUACGCUGAAGACAUUGACUAUUUUCAAACACACCUGUUGAUUUUUUAUCCCUUCUCUAUUUAACAUUUUUGAUCUCAGUAAGUGUUCGCAUAAUGUCUGGUAUCAAUUCAUCUCACCCCCUCCGCCCCCCCCCUCUCCCUUGGAUCAAUUCCUUUACAACCUCUCACACAACACUUUGUAAACAUAUAAAUGUAAUUUCUUCGGAUGGGGCUGCAAACUCAUCGUUCUCCCCAAGGGAGCACAAUUUCGAGCUGCGCCAUUUCAUCACUACUAAAACAUAAAUCAUGUGCUCAUGAAUUGGGGGAAGGGUGAGGGGGGGGGGUGGCCCUCAGGGUGCAAAUUUACCAUCGCAUGGUAGCGUGCGUAGCAUGUGUAGCAUUUUAGUUGAGUAGAUCAUAAAGUAUUUUAAACGAUUUUUUUUUUUUUGCAUGGAAAGAUGAUUCUAGUUUUAAUGAUAUGACUUAUAAUACAAAUAAGUCUCUCGGCCAUGGCUGAAAGACAGAUAUCCUCCCCCCCCCAACUCUCGUUCGGCGGCAACUAACAGACCUCCACCUUUGCACACAAAAAAAAAUAAUGCGGAUGCCCAUGAUCCCAAUCAUCUUAUCCAUGCGGAUAUUUAUUAUUCUUAUGUCUGCAGUGUCCGUGGAUAUCGCCGAACGCUUUGUCUUAGACUACGGUUUUAUAGCCCCAGUGAUCAUUACGUCCGGCUACUUGGAAACGCAGCACAGUGUGAGUAGUUGGCCAACACGACCACGAAAUGCAGCUUAGUGUUAAUAAUUUACAAAUGUACGCCACUGUGUAAAUGAAAAACAGUAUCAUGUAAGACAGAGUAGUGUAAGUGCUUUUAAAAUAUCAACAUGAAAAAAUUAAUAUCGCUGUGUCGAAUAUCGUGUCAUACAGAGCAAAUGGCUAAGUGAAGAGAAUGCCUAAAAGCUAGGUUCAGAGAGUAUCAAACAGCCAGAUAAAGAUAUGGCCAACACGUUAGGUUCGGAGAGUACCAAACAGCUAGGUGUAGAGAUGGCCAAAAAGUUAGGUUCAGAGAGUAUCAAACAGCCAGGUAAAGAUAUGGCCAACACGUUAGGUUCGGAGAGUACCAAACAGCUAGGUGUAGAGAUGGUCAAAAAGUUAGGUUCAGAGAGUACCCAACAGCCAGGUAUAGAGAUGGCCAAAAAGUUAGGUUCAGGGAGUACCAAACAGCUGGAUGUAAAAAUGGCCAAAAUGUUAUUUGAAGAGAUAACCGAAAAGUUAAAUGCAGAGCUCACACAACAACAAUGGAAGAAGGUUGUUAAAAGAACGUAAAUAGCGUUUGCAAUAGCCAGAAGUUCAGUUCUCCGUAACUUCUCCAUACGCAGUAACCACAUUUUUUUUUACGUUAUUACCUGUUCCCGUUAGAUGCUUAAUUUUUUUUUCAGUAAAUAAUUGUAAUACCAUUUAGGGUGAGGUGUACUGGAAGAACGAUAGACGUCCGACACCUUACACGCCAGCGGACAUACCCGCCCAGGGAGACGCCUCCAAAAUGCUGUACAUAUGGUUGACCGACUUUACGGCCUUGACCUUCGGGUACGCCGCCCACACGCACGGCUACCUGCAGUACACACUAUCGCCAGACAAGGUACUUAUCAUGUCAUGUCAUGUCACCCCCACCAAAUGCACGGCUACCAGCAGUACACACUAUCACCAGACAAGGUACUAAUCAUGUCAUGUCAUGUCACCCCCACCAAAUGCACGGCUACCUGCAGUACACACUAUCGUCAGACAAGGUACUUAUCAUGUCAUGUCAUGUCACCCCCACCAAAUGCACGGCUACCUGCAGUACACACUAUCGUCAGACAAGGUACUAAUCAUGUCAUGUCAUGUCACCCCCACCAAAUACAUGCUGACCCGCCCAAUAAUCAUUAGAAUUAAAACUAAAUCUGUGUGUUCAUUGGGGGUCACAUUUCUAUUUUCUUUAAGGUUGCUUGUUGUCAAUGAGAAAUGCCGGAGUUUAAGUCAAUUUACAAUAAAAUUGUUGCGGGAUAACCCCCCCCCCUUUUUUUUUCCCCCCCCCCCCCCCGCGCCAAAAAAAAACCGCGUAUCGUAAGCGAUUUUCUGCACAUCCACAAUUACAUUAAAAUCAAUAUUUUUUUUUUAAAUUCGUUUAAAGAAUUAUCUUUUUAAAAAACAACACUUGUAUUGUGAACAAAAUACAAAACGGACACCCCGUGCCGUGGGUCCUAGUUACAGGGAAGAAAGCUUUGAGUCCAACGAAAAAGAGACGGUGAAAAGAAGGGGGAAAAAUGUCUGGAUUCGAAUCACGCUCGUGAAGCAGGAUUUGAAUUUUUAAAAAAUUAAAAAUAUUCAAGGUAGACAAGAGCAUAACUCACAGUCGGCCAUUUUAAAUGUUGCUACCCUUAAAUUGAAUGAAAACUUGACAAAGGUUAAACUUAUUUGAUGAGAAAAUGCAUCUUUCAAGUGAAAUUGAUUUUAUUUGUGAUUCAAGAUUUAAAUGAACUCACCCAAAUAUAAAACAGGAAGCUGUUGGCAAACUUAAUGGAAUCCAAAGUGAAAUUACGGUAUGAUGAGAAAUGAAUGAUGGAUUGCAAAGUGAAAUUACGAUAUGAUGAGAAAUGUAUGAUGGAAUCCAAAGUGAAAUUACGGAAUGACGUGGAAUGAAUGAUGGAAUCCAAAGUGAAAUUACGGAAUGACGUGGAAUGAAUGAUGGAAUCCAAAGUGACAAUGCGGAAUGAAGAGAAAUGAAUGAUUAGAAUUGUAUACAAAUUAUUAGGGACGGAUUGAAUCCUGAGAAAUUUUUUAGUCACUACUGUCUAAAAAUAGUUAUUACUUUUUUUAUUUCAUUUUCAGCUGAAAGGUAACAACAGUAAUUACCUUGACACCUCAUGUCCGACGUCCAUCUGCGCUGGAUCAAUCAUCCCAGAGGUGUGAUAUUUUGUAUGUGUGUCCGUUCACGUAUUCUCAAUCAAUAAGACUUUGUGACCAAAAAAAAAUCAACCUCGACUGAUGCAGCUCCCCCCCCCCCGGCCCCAUUACUACUCUCACCACCAUUUUGAUGAGUGAAACCCGGAUAUUUGCAAGUAAUCACCCCCUCCCCCCACCCCACCCCCGUGCGGCACUUAAUGUCAAUUGUCUACGAAUGACGUCCAUCUGCGCGGGAUCAAUCAUCCCAGAGGUGUGAUAUUUUUUAUGUGUGUCCGUUCACGUAUUCCCAAUCAAAAAGACUUUGUGACCAAAAAAAAAUCAACCUCGACUGAUGCAGCUCCCCCCCCCCCCGGCCCCAUUACUACUCUCACCACCAUUUUGAUGAGUGAAACCCGGAUAUUUGCAAGUAAUCACCCCCUCCCCCCACCCCACCCCCGUGCGGCACUUAAUGUCAAUUGUCUACGAAUCACAACAUACAACAGAAGUCGGGUUGUUUUUGGAGGCGUUCACCCCCGAGUGACAUUGAGUUACUGACAGGCCACUGACAUCCCGCAAGGUCUGCCACAUCUGACAUGUUGGGGGUUAAGGAGAGAAAGACGAUUUAUUAUUUCAUAUUUCUCACUUGAAUCUACUUUCCCCAGAAAUGCUUCUGUAUUUCAAUUUUAUUGUUAAAAAUCUCUGCACUGUGAUUAGUAAUGGCAAUUGUUUUAUAUAGCUGUGAGCUGAUUACUACGUUCUGGAACCAGCUCCCCUUCUAUAUCCGUCAUUGUGAAACCUCGUCCACUUUUAAAAAGUCCCUUAAAACCCAUCUGUUCAGGUCCGCCCAUGACCUGUGAUGCACCUUCCUUGCCCUGCCUCAUUUUCUGUCUCGGGUUAAUCCUGUAGUAUAGGCCAAAACGUGCCAAAGUGUCCUCGUUUUAUAGCCAUUUUAAUUGUUUCUAUAGUAUAGUAGUUACUAUCCUAAUGUCUCAUUUUUAUUUUAGUUAGUUUACAUGUUUUUAAUAAUUGUGAAGCGCUUAGAGCUUUAAGGUAAGCGCUAUAUAAAAAUUCCUAAAUAAAUAAAUAAAGUCUGUCAUUCAUCUUCCUAUAGAACGGGGGUCAGGUCACAUUUUGCGCGUUCAAAGUGACCUCAAACUGACACGUAGAUUAAUAAACGCACGUAGGGCAAUACAAGCUUUAAACUUGGCACAUAGAAUUUUUUUAAUAUAUAAAUUUGAUUGCAACCAAGUUCUUUCAGUAACAAAAUGUGUACCAAAAUAGUAUAGACAAGUGAAAUUAAUUUAUAUGAAACUGAAAUUAAAACGGGGCACGCCAGGACACGGACCUUUCAAACACGGACCUAUGUUGAGAUGACCUAUUUGUACAGAUUUAGCACAUUUUCUGUUUCAUUAAUUUUUAACCGCCAGAAAAAUUUCUUAUAGACCUGCUAGAAAUCGCUUUAAAAAAAAAAAACCUGUCCACAAGAGACAAGGAUCACACACGUGGACCCGUUAAGAGAUCGCCGCCAACUUAACCCCCAUUUAGAUGUGAUUACCAAGGUCUGGUACUCCAGAGUAUUUCAAUAAACUUGCUUGUAUCGUGUCUAGAUUGCUGAGAGGUACCCUAACUCCAAGGUGACGAUCAAGAUUGCAUCCGCUGCCCCGCCAGAGAUCAAAUUUACCAGCAACGGCAUCGAUCUAGUGCUGCUGGCGUCGGUGAUUUUUUCUGCUGGAAGUUCCAAUGCUUUUCUCGACGGAACAGUCGUAAGUUGAGAUGCAAUUGGUUUGAUUAUUUAUUUUUAUUCUUCCUUCUGCGUUAAUUUUUUUUUUUUUAAAGAAGAGUUUUUUUUAAUUUUAAACAAAAUAGGAUAAGAUGAAGUGUUUGAUUGUUGUUGUUUUUUUAAAAUUACAUUGUGCAUAUUUAGUUUCAGCAUAUAAUUAAAUUCAAUAUUCCUAACCAAAAAAAAAACAAAACACCAAUUUCACAACUAGACAUCUAAAGCUGGGGUGGAAACCCCCUAAUGGCUUUGGCGGGCAAGGGCAAGUUUGAUAGCGAGCAAACUUUUUGCUGGCCACUUUGAUAGCGAGCAAACUUUUUGCUGGCCACUUUGAUAGCGAGCAAACUUUUUGCUGGCCACUUUGAUAGCGAGCAAACUUUUUGCGGGCCACUUUAAUAGCGACUGUUUGCGCACCUCAUGCCGUAACUUCUUGUAUGAAAAAUAAAAAACCCUUUUGAACAAAUUUUUCGUACUCUUGUAAUUGAUCAAAAGGUGACUAUUUCCAAGUGUGAAAAACAUUCCGUUUUUCCGUGAACGACACAACUCUAUCCAGUUUUAAUUAUGCAAACUAUAAUUUUGGCCAUUAAUUGACCUAAUGACAGUGUCCUUUGUGCGGGCCGCAUGUGUGCUUGCAAAAGAUCGUGCCCGCGGGCCGCAUGUGUUCUUCCAAAGGACCGUGCCCGCGGGCCGCAUGUGUGCUUGCAAAGGACCGUGCCCGAGGGCCGCACGUGUGCUUGCAAAAAUACCAUACAUCUGAACUUGAUCAGGAACAUUAUUGACUUAAUAGUGAUCAUAUAGAUUUUUUUUAACCUCUGUUAAAUUCUGGGAGGGGGGUUAAGAAUUUUUGUAUGCUGACUUUUUCAUACGGGAUUUGGCUAUGUUCAUGCCAUGGUAGCUGAUUAUUAAUGGUGACAUAUUCGUCUCUCUCUCUCCCUCUCUCUCUACUUGCUUGCUCUAAACCAACGGUUCUCAACCUGUGGGUUGCUACCCUUUUCCCCAGGGGUCGCAGAAAAAAACAUUUGAUCUACGGUUAUGAAGAAGGAAAGAAAAUAAUUUUUUGUGGCUGGCGGGUCGCCACAACACGAGGAGCUACAUUAAAGUGUCGGGGCAUUAUGAAGAUUGAGAACCACGGCUCUAAACUGUGACUUUUUUUUAAUUGUGAGAUGAGCAUUUUUGUGAGUACCCCACCGGAAAUCGACAAUCAUUCCUUUCGCUUUUGAGACAUAUUCAACUGAAGAAACUUUUCAUCCCAGCAACCGACCAAGCUUUCAACUUAGUUACAUAAUCCCCGUAAUAUCCAAUUAUCCAGUUCAUACAGUUAAGCGAACCCUACUAUACGCGAAUUCGGCUAUAACUCGGUCGUGAAAAGACUCCCAUUUUUUUUUCUCUAGAAGUACAAGGGAAAAUAAAUAUUUAUAUACUACAAAUAGUGUAUGCCCCUCCAAUGCUAAGAUCACCAAGGCACUCUUCCACCUGUGCCUGGACUUGAGCUGUAUUUUGUUUAAAGUGAAGGAGGGUUGCUGAAAAUGAAUAUGUCUAAAAUAAUCAAAAUCAUUUUCAUGCAUUCGAAUAAAUAAAAUAAUCUUAUCUUAUCUUAUCUUAUGAUUGGUUGGGGCGUUACGAUUAGAUUGUUAUAGAUCUAUUUAUAAAAUUCCAUAUUUAAAAAUAUAAAUACAUUUGGCAUAAUACAUUAUAAUCAAUAUUUUAAAAAAAAAAAUUAUUUCAGAGCUUCACCUUGUCUGGUUCUGCUUCAGUGAGGAACGAACUAAUCUUUGGCAGUAUAAGCCACUCAAGGUGAGAUAUGUCUUUUCUUUUUCUUUUUUUUUUAUUAAUUUAAAUCAAAUUUUUUAAAAAUUUUUUCCAAUGUAAUAUCAAGCAAUUAAAAAAAAACAAAAAAACUUGAUUUCAUUAAACUUUCAGCAUUCAGAUAAGCAACGUGAACUCCACCAUCGGAACUGUUGAUGUAAGUCCUUUUACUUUUCUUAUAUUUAUAUAACACAUUUAAUCCGUGCGUGAUUAUGAUUAAUAAACAAUUUUUGUUUAAGCUCUUAAACACAAAUUUUCAUCGAAUUUGUCAUAUACAAAAACACUGCAAAGGUUUUUAUUGGGAGAAGACACAGACCAUUAUUAUCAUCUCUCAUUUUUUUUUAAUUGCUGACACUGACCAUCACUAUCCACCGCUAGUUUUUAUUUCUGUCACAGAUUUUGUCAUGUCGUAAUAACUUUUUUCAUGUUAUAAUAUGUAUACUGUGUUUGGUAACAUAAGAGGUGAGCCUGCGAUAGUUUUGAGUGAAGGGAAACUAACAUGGCAGGAAAGAAGAAAACCUGAGUGAUAGCAAGGGAAAACACAAAGAUGUGUCAGCAAAGAGCUUUCUUCUGAUCGGACAAAACAGAAUGAAACAUUUUGACAAAUUUGAAAACAAAAACUUAUCUUAGAACUUAAUCUUAGAGCCUAUCUUUGAACUUACUUUAGAACUAACCUUAUAACUUAUCUUAGAACUUACCUUAGAACUUAACUUAGACCUUAUCUUAGAACUUAUCUUAGCCCUUAUCUUAUCCUAUCCGAAAAUGAUAGUCAACCUGGAUCUGGCAUGGAAAUAGUUAUAGAAAGAUAAUGCCAUUAAAGUGUUCAGAUUGUAGCUCUUUUUUUGUUGUUGUUUUGUAUUCACAGCAAACACAGAUAAACCGUAUCCUGGCACUUGGCAUUCAAUCAGUGAUACUGCCCCAGAUCAACAGUUUGUAUAUGUUGUGUUGUCCCCGGCCAACCUUUUGAAUUAUUAUUUAAUGACCAUAAUGCAGUUGAGCCAUAGUAUGAACGUGGCGUCAAAAUGCGACAGUUCGUGAAAAAUGUUGAAGACUUUAGUUUCAAGUUAAAGCAGUUAAGCAUAUCUUUAUCGUUAGUUAGGGGCAGGCGACUUGUGUGUGGGACAGGAUUUUCGCCGCAGUUACGAAUUGUCUGCCGCCAUUUCGCUAUCAAAGAUAAUGCAAUGAAACAAAUAUGAUAGUCAUAAUUUUGUGAAUGCGUUUUUAUUAUUUUUUUUCCGGGGUUGGGGCAUAUGCCGUUAACAACUGCUUCUAUUCAUCCCGGUCCAAUGCUUCGUUCCCCGUUGAUUCCAGGUGUAUCCCACACUUUGUGUGUCUGCCUCUAUCUUCCGUCUCCAUGUAUCCCACACUUUGUAUGUCUGCCUCUAUCUUCCGUCUCCAUGUAUCCCACACUUUGUGUGUCUGCCUCUAUCUUCCGUCUCCAUGUAUCCCACACUUUGUGUCUCUGCCUCUAACUGGCGUCUCCAUGUAUUCUGUGGCCUUCAUCUCUUCUCUUUCCAUGUGUUAUCCAUGUUAGGGAUUUUCUGGUAAUUUUUUUUUUUUGUAUUGGGGUAUACGGAGGGCAUGCCCUAGCUACCUCCAUCUUUUUCCUUCUGUCUUAAGUAAAAGGCUUUUGGCGUGUCCUCUGCAAUAAGCCUUUGUUUUAAAGAUGUUUUGCCAUUUUAUGUUCAGGGUCUUUAUCAGCGAGUGCUCGUGAAGGUCUGCACUUCCUGCGUGAUCCUCGCUGUAGUGCUCCAAUGUUUCAGAGCAACAGAGUAGGGACUGAUCUGACAUUGGUGUUGAAAAUCCUAACUUUUGCUUGCAGAAUAAACGUGUUUGAUUCCAAAUGUUUCUUUAGCAGCGCAAAUGUUAAACCAUCACUGGCCAGAAAUAGGCUCCUAAUUUCCAAUUGAUAUACUUUGAAUUUUAUGUUGAUUAAAUUAUAUUUUUAAUAGUCUAUGAUUAUUUUGGCCGGUUUUUUUUCCUAAAAAUAAUAUAUGUCAGCGUGCAAAAGAAUUCUUUCAUAUGUUGUUUCCAACUAUAGUCCCGGUCCUUGGAGGUGUCUGGUGACACUGAACUGGCCCCGACAACGUCGGGGGGGGGGCACUAAAUCGGUCCAUGUUUAAAACAUUUGAGGACCUCUCUGAUACUGACAUAUUUACCUCCAGUGGUCCACAAGCCACGCAAUCAUUUUUCUAUCUCCCCCAGGUUUCGCACAAGGAGGUAUCCCACUACCAACGUUCGACGAUAUCAAACUUCCGGAUUCACAAAUUACUUUCCAGGAUGUAAGUCGUCUUUUGUACCAUAAGCUGCACAUUAACGAGCCGCCCGUAGGUGGUUUUAUAAUAGCCAGAGAGUUGACCACGAGAAAAAAUAUCAGUCCAUCAGUUUGUAACAGCGAUGAAUUUAUUCCCAGAAGAAAUUUAACAAAAGGGUUUAUUAAUGCCAGACGACAUAUCGUCCAGGGUCGUAUCUAUGACUGGUUACAUUUUGUCUAUUUUAUGGGCUAGCACAAGAGAUAAAUAAACAAAUAUAUUUGAUCCAUUAUAAAACGAAGUCCGCUGAGAAUAGUCACAUUUAAAAAAAAAAAAAGGAGUAAUUUGAUUAUUAAAUGUGUGUCUGGUCUAAAUAAUCUCAUUAUUGAUUAUUACAUUAUGUAUAAUAAUUCCAUUUCUGUUGAUGGCAUCAUUUCUGUUGCUGUGCACAAUGAGAGGCAAUCUUAGCUAUUCAAGAAAAACAUUUCGUCUCACUACUCAAACCAUUACGAUGUGAUAAUAAUGAUUAAAGUUUUUACGCGAAUAAAAUUUUCUUAAUACAUGCGAGAGGACAAUCUCACUGCUUCAUGUAGAGAACAAUCUCAUUGCUUCAUGUAGAGAUCAAUCUCGCUGCUUCAUGUAGAGAACAUUCUCACUGCUCCAUGUAGAGAACAAUCUCACUGCUUCAUGUAGAGAUCAAUCUCGCUGUUUCAUGUAGAGAACAAUCUCGCUGCUUCAUGCAGAGAACAAUCUCACUGCUUCAUGUAGAGAACAAUCUCACUGCUUCAUGUAGAGAACAAUCUCACUGCUUCAUGUAGAGAACAAUCUCACUGCUUCAUGUAGAGAACAAUCUCACUGCUUCAGGUAGAGAACAAUCUCACUGCUUCAUGUAGAGAACAAUAUCACUGCUUCAUGUAGAGAACAAUCUCACUGCUUCAUGUAGAGAACAAUCUCACUGCUUCAUGUAGAGAACAAUCUCACUGCUUCAUGUAGAGAACAAUCUCACUGCUUCAUGUAGAGAACAAUCUCACUGCUUCAUGUAGAGAACAAUCUCACUGCUUCAUGUAGAGAACAAUCUCACUGCUUCAUGUAGAGAACAAUCUCACUGCUUCAUGUAGAGAACAAUCUCACUGCUUCAUGUAGAGAACAAUCUUACUGCUUCAUGUAGAGAACAAUCUCACUGCUUCAUGUAGAGAACAAUCUUACUGCUUCAUGUAGAGAACAAUCUCACUGCUUCAUGUAGAGAACAAUCUCACUGCUUCAUGUAGAGAACAAUCUUACUGCUUCAUGUAGAGAACAAUCUCACUGCUUCAUGUAGAGAACAAAACAAUCUCACUGCUUCAUGUAGAGAACAAUCUCACUGCUUCAUGUAGAGAACAAUCUCACUGCUUCAUGUAGAGAACAAUCUCACUGCUUCAUGUAGAGAACAAUCUCACUGCUUCAUGUAGAGAACAAUCUCACUGCUUCACGUAGAGAACAAUCUCACUGCUUCAUGUAGAGAACAAUCUCACUGCUUCAUGUAGAGAACAAUCUCACGGCUUCAUGUAGAGAACAAUCUCACUGCUUCAUGUAGAGAACAAUCUUACUGCUUCAUGUAGAGAACAAUCUCACUGCUUCAUGUAGAGAACAAUCUCACUGCUUCAUGUAGAGAACAAUCUCACUGCUUCAUGUAGAGAACAAUCUCACUGCUUCAUGUAGAGAACAAUCUCACUGCUUCAUGUAGAGAACAAUCUCACUGCUUCAUGUAGAGAACAAUCUCACUGCUUCAUGUAGAGAACAAUCUCUCUGCUUCAUGUAGAGAACUAUCUCACUGCUUCAUGUAGAGAACAAUCUCACUGCUUCAUGUAGAGAACUAUCUCACUGCUUCAUGUAGAGAACAAUCUCACUGCUUCAUGUAGAGAACAAUCUCACUGCUUCAUGUAGAGAACAAUCUCACUGCUUCAUGUAGAGAACAAUCUCACUGCUUCAUGUAGAGAACAAUCUCACUGCUUCACGUAAAGGACAGUCCUUCUGCUUCGUGUAGUGAAAAAUCUAUCUGCAUCAAGUAGCUUAUUUGGCCAUGCCUGGAAAAAAACAACUCCAGAUCACCCGUUAGCGACCAUUCCAGCCUUCAGAUCGAUUUAGUAAAGAAUUGAUACAGCAUUAGGCUUUUGACGUGAACACAAUUUAAAAAAAAAAAAAUUAAAUCUCCAUUUUGAUUAAGGGUUGGCUGUGAGGUAGUUCGAAAAGCUUUUGGUACCUGAUUCCAGCGCUGGCGACAAGUUAUAACGAAAGUCGAAAGAUUUACCCUUUGCUGGGUCGGUAGUGUAGCGAUAAGAUUUGUUGACAGUGUGGUCCAAGGGGCAGGCUUACUUAAGAGAUCUUACAUGUUCAAAAGGAGAUUGGAGUUCGAUUUUUUUAUAUGGCUGGGGGGGGGGGGGGUUUGCCCUCAUUUUAUCGUUUUUGCUUUUUUUUUCUUUUCAUUUGAAAAAAAAUUACUUUCUCCAAUUUUUAAACACAUUUAAUUGUUGUUUUUUUUAAAACUUGACAGGGCUAUCUGGUGAUCUCAUCCAACGUACAGUACAAGGGGGUACAGUAGGUCUGACCAGGUGAUCACAUCAUGGUUCCUGGCCGAAAAAUCUUGUUAAUUUAAGAAAAUAAUUAGUUAAAAUCUUUAAGCUGUUAAUCUUUGAUUCGUUACCAGGCGUUUGAGAUUUUUUUUUAAAAAAGCCGUGAAACCUUUCACGAAUGUUUGACAAAUGAUCAAUCAACAAAUAUUUUUUGUCAUAUAUAACUAUAAUUUUUAAGAUCUUUUUUUUUUAAAAUGCAAAUAUCCAGAGGCUUACGGAUCUUAUAGCUUGAUCACUACGGAUCCUUGACGUAGUUGUUACAAAAAAUUACAAUAAAUUUACCCUAAUUUGAUAUUCAUUCUUUAUGUGUCAGUAUUUUUUAUUUAUUUAAAAAAAAAUUUUUUUUUAUAAGUG